Molecule: messenger RNA, 1434 nt
Organism: Diaporthe batatas
Lineage: Eukaryota; Fungi; Ascomycota; Sordariomycetes; Diaporthales; Diaporthaceae
Exons: 2
Coding region: 374-1084 (236 amino acids)
Biological process (GO): regulation of peroxisome size; peroxisome fission
Cellular component (GO): peroxisomal membrane
Source: RefSeq, a predicted model, not a curated record
AAUCCACGCGUGCGACCAAGGCAAAGCCGUUGCACUCGAUAGCCGACGCCAAUGCGUACUUUCACGGCGUCUUCUUUUUAUUCUAGCGGCUGCGACUGUCUUCCCUCGAGGGUGACUCGACUCUAGCUAAAGUCUUAAUUGAUCCGUUGCUCAUCUUUGCCCGUCCUCGCGUCCAUUCCAGCAGUGAUUCCAUAUCCCAGCGCAUUCCCCUCUUGCCUCUUGCCCGUCCCCACUGUUUCUGUACAGCAGCUCGACCUCACGCCCUCGUGACGUCCGACCGACCGGCGCAGCCUCACCACCGACCAGACCAACCCGCGAACCUCGCCCUACACCAAAGACACACUCACACACACACACCACAGAACCCGUCAAAAUGGUCGCCGACGCCGCAAUCUACCACCCCAGCGUGGCCCACUACCUGCGCUUCGUCGCCACCACCGUCGGCCGCGACAAGGUCCUGCGCACCCUGCAGUACUUUGCCCGCUUCUACGCCUGGUACCUGUUCCGCACCAACGGGUCCCCCGCCGAGGUCGCCCCCUGGGACGCCGUCAAGAAGCAGUUCGGCCUGACCCGCAAGCUGAUGCGCGUCGGCAAGAACGUCGAGCACCUGCGCGCCGCCGCCGUCGCCGCCGACGCCAAGGCCGGCUCCGUCGACCCCGUCCUGCGCUACACCUCCGUCGCCCGCCAGCUGGGCUACGCCGGCUACCUGUCCCUCGACAUGGCCACCGUCCUCGACGCCGCCGGUAUCCGCAAGUCCGAGUCCGCCAAGAAGUUCCAGCGGGAGGCGUACCGCUUCUGGGCCAUGGGGCUUAUCAGCUCCCUCAUCGCGCAGGCUUACACGCUGUAUCAGCUCAAGCAGCGCGAGGCCAAGGUCGACAAGAAGGAGGGCGAGGGUGUUGUUGAGAGCAAGCGGAUAGCGCUUGAGCGGUCCGCCAGCCAGCUGCAGCUCAUCUCUGACUUGUGCGAUCUGACCAUCCCCUCCUCGGCUCUCGGCUGGGUCAACCUCGACGAUGGCAUUGUCGGUAUUGCCGGUACCGUCAGCAGUUUGAUCGGGCUGGUGGCGCAAUGGAAGAAGACGGCCUGAGCGUCGUGAACCAGGCGGGAUGAGUCGGACAGUAUGACGGGAACGGCGUUGAAUUUAAUGCGAGACGAUGGCGACCCGGAGUCAUCGAAUCAUGAGAGCUCUUCCUCGCUUUUGGGUAGUUAGUUGGCCUGGUGGCGGUGGGCGGUUUUUCCCAUGGCGGCUGAUACCAAUGAGAUCCUUUGGCGUUUUAUAUGUAUACGAGACCACUUGUACUGAGAUUGUCAUGAGGUUGAUAUAUGAUCAAGGCUACGCAGAGGGUGGGCCACUGGUGCCCGCCGAUAUCAUCGACUGGAUCAACAAGGUACCUAAGUGUAUUCAAACAUAUUUAAAUGUAUUCACUAUGCCAGAAA